Molecule: messenger RNA, 9585 nt
Organism: Alternaria triticimaculans
Lineage: Eukaryota; Fungi; Ascomycota; Dothideomycetes; Pleosporales; Pleosporaceae
Exons: 2
Coding region: 1-9585 (3194 amino acids)
Biological process (GO): protein retention in Golgi apparatus; mitochondrion organization; late endosome to vacuole transport
Cellular component (GO): extrinsic component of membrane
Source: RefSeq, a predicted model, not a curated record
AUGCUUGAGGGACUCGUGUCAACUCUGCUGAAUCGGUUCUUGGGCAUGUAUGUCCAGAACUUCGAUCCAAAACAGUUGAACGUCGGCAUAUGGUCUGGCGAUGUCAAGCUGCGGGACCUCGAGCUCCGUCGCGAAGCCCUAGACCAGCUACGCCUACCGCUGAACGUCGUCGAAGGACACCUCGGCUCACUCACACUAUCCAUACCCUGGUCAAAUCUAAGAGGGAAGCCGCUGAAGGUCAAUAUCGAAGAUGUUUUCCUACUGGCAGCGCCCAAGGAGGAUGCAGACUACGACGCUGAAGAGGAGGACAAGCGUGCGCACGCCGUCAAGAUGGAGAAGCUCGACAGCGCAGAGCUGCUGAAAGAGCGGAACACCGAGGGCAUGAGCGCGGAAGAGCAGCAGAAGAAUCAGAGUUUCACUGCGAGCUUGAUCACUGCCAUCGUCGACAACGUCCAGAUCACAGUCAAGAACAUCCACAUCCGAUACGAAGACUCCAUCGCCGACCCCGGACACCCAUUCGCCCUUGGUGUCACCCUCGCAGACUUCAGUGCUAUCAGCACCGACGAGAACUGGAAGCCGACGUUCAUCCAGGGCACAUCCACCUCGACACACAAGCUAGCCACACUUGGCUCGUUAGCAGUAUACUGGGAUACAGAUGCGAAGCUCAUUGGAACUGGAAAGGGCAGCCAGAGCAGCGAUGAGCAGCAAAUCGACCGAGCCGACUUCAUUGAGCGUGCAAAGGGCAUGAUUGCACGAGGCGACAACCCAGACUUGGGUGAUCAUCAGUUCAUUCUCAAGCCCAUCAGCGGUCGCGCUGGAAUAGAGAUGGACAAGACCGGUAAAAUGGACGUCGCAAAGAUGAAGGCCCGACUCCUCUUCGACGAGCUUGGUUUCAUCAUCGAUGAGGACCAAUAUCGCGACGCGCUCAUGCUGGUCGACCUAUUCCACUACUUCAUCCGCCAUCAAGAGUACAAGAGGCUGCAGCCAAAGUCAUCACCUAAGGAGGAUCCUGCUGGGUGGCUUCGCUUUGCCGGCCAGGCUGUGCUCGACAAGAUUCACGAAAGGAACCGGCAAUGGAGCUGGGAUUACUUCAAAGAACGCCGCGACGACCGCAUACGGUACAUUGAACUCUUCAAGAAGAAGAAGCGCGAGGAGAAGCUCGAUGCUACGGAAGCUGAAGAUCUCGAUAAGCUCGAGCGAAAGCUUACGUACGAGGACCUCCGCUUCUGGCGCUCGCUGGCCCGCAACCAGCUGCGCAAGGAAAAUGUCGGUGUCAAGAAGCCGCCGCCCAAGCAAACCUGGACUUCUUGGGUGUGGGGAAGUAAACAAGAAGAGUCCCACGAGGACGAGAACACUCAGAUGAGCGAACAGCAAAGAAAAGAGCUUUACGACGCUAUCGAUUGGGACGAGAAGAAGGCCAUCACCGAGUCGGUGGACAUGCCUCGCGAAUACGUCAAGUUGGAGGUCAAUAUGAGCCUGCGCACAGGCAGCUUCACACUCAAGCGCGAUCCCCAUGGCAAAUCGAACGAGAUACUCCGGCUACUCUUCGACUCGUUCAGCACCCAAUUCCUGCAACGUACAGAUUCCAUGUUCGUCAAGGUCGCGCUUGAAGGCAUGCGUCUAUACGACGGUACCACAGAAGGCAGUCUUUUCCCCCAAAUCAUCACAGUCAAGGAUGCACCGCCUGUGCCGGACGACAAGCGCAUCGAAGAGCUCAAUGAUGAUGAAUCACCCAAGGACGAUGAUGACGACGAGGAAGGUGAUGAGAAAGAAGACCCGUUCUUCUUCCUCACGUUUGAGAACAAUCCACUCGACGGAGCGGCCGAUACGAACUUAACCAUGAAGUUGAAGGGAAUGGAGUUCGUCUACAACCCCAGAUUCGUGGUUGAGGUGGCCAAAUUCUUCAAGCCUCCAGAGCGGCACAUGGAGUCUAUCGGCGCACUCAUGGAGACUGCCGGAGCAACUGUUGAGGGCAUCCGGCAACAGACACGCGCAGGUCUGGAGUUCGCCCUUACCGAACACAAGACCAUCAACGCGCAACUCGACCUGCAGGCCCCACUCAUCAUUGUGCCAGACUCUGUCACGAAGAAGUCGAGUAACUGUCUCAUUGUCGAUGCCGGUCAUGUGAGCGUAACGAGCGAGCUUGUCGACAAGGAUACCCUUCGCGACAUACAGUCGAAGCAAAAGCAGCAGUACACCGACGAGGAUUUCCGAAAGCUGGAGAAACUCAUGUACGACAAGUUCAACCUAGCGCUCCACUCGACACAAGUGCUCAUUGGACCAUCCAUCGAGGAAACUCGCGCGCAGCUCGAACAAGACUCCAGCUUGAAGAACUACCAUAUCGUUGACCGGAUCAACAUGGACUUCAAGAUUGAGAUAUGCAUCGUCCCUAAGGCGUCAGAUCUGACCAAGUUCCGUGUGUCUGGAAACCUGCCGGUGCUCCACGCAUCGGUAUCGGACUCCAAGUACAAGAACCUAAUGAAGCUGAUCGAUGUCGCCAUACCCAAAUUUGAUAAUGACGGACCCAAAAAGCCCGUCAUUGAGGGUGCGAAGGGUCCGUCCAACCUCAAGCCCACAAGCGACGCCAAGGCUGAUUCAGACCCUCUCGGACGGACGCGCUCAAAAUCAUUCGCAUUUGCUGCACAAGAACAUGAGCUCGUGAUGGAGGAAGAAGGUCACAACGAUACAGACGAGAAGUUUGCAGAUGCCACGGAGAAGCGAGAUGAGAAGAAAGAGGCACACCUGCAUCAGCGCAACUUCGAAUUCAAGUUCACUGUCGACAAGCUCAAGGGUUCGCUGUACAGAGCAGACCCAGAGGGGAGGAAAUCUGACCAACUGCUGGUUGAGCUUAUUGCAGAAAGCUUCGAUCUUGAUUUCUAUCAAGAGGCUUUCGAGAUGGCCGCGGAUGUUCGUCUCAAGAGCUUGGCAGUGGAGGACCACGUCGAAGAGUCUACCAUUCCAGAGUUCAAGAACAUCAUCUCGUCCGAAGAUGUCUCUGCAGACGAACAAAAGGAUCUAUUCACGCUCAAGUUCGUCAAAGUCAACAAGGAGUCUCCGGAGUUCCAAACCAAGUACGAGGGCAUCGCAACCAACUUGGACGUGGCUGUCUCAACGAUCAACCUGAUAGUAACCAGGCGGACGUUGCUCACGCUACUGGAUUUCGUCCUCGAUACAUUCACCAAUCCAGGCCAGCCGCAAAACCAGCAAGCCCAGAUAACGGAUAAAGAGACAGAACAAGCCGUUGCUGUCCAAACUCAAGCAGAGCCCGACAAGAUACGCAUCCGAGCAGAGAUGAAGCGCAUUGCUGUUGUUUUGAACAACGACGGAAUACGGCUAGCUACGCUGAGUUUGAACUCCGGACAUGUUGGCAUCUUCCUGAGCGGCAAGACGAUGCGCAUCGGUGGACGCCUUGGAAAUCUGUCACUCAUUGAUGACAUCAACCAAGGUGUCUCUGAAGAGUCGUCUCUCCGCCAACUUGUGACUAUUGAGGGCAAGAAUCUGGCCGACUUCAGUUACGAGACCUUCGAUGCGGACGCGGAGAGCUACCCUGGAUACGACAUGGCGGUCACGCUCAAGACGGGCUCUAUCAAGAUCAACUUCCUCACAGAGCCAUUCCGCAAGAUCAUGGAGUUUGCUGUCAAGUUCGGUAAGAUGCAAGCCAUCUUCAACGCGGCUCGUCAGGCCGCGGCGAACCAGGCGACACAGAUCCAGCAGCGAGCGACCAAGUUUCACUUCGAUAUCACCAUCAGUACGCCUAUCGUUGUAUUCCCACGUAUGGUGGUAUCCGACAAACCAGAUCGCGAUACUCUUACUGCGAACCUAGGAGAGAUCUACGCCAAGAACAGCUUUGUUCCUCUUGAUGAUUCCAAGGGUGCCGAGACCGCGAAUAAGCUUUCGGCUGGUAUCAGGAACAUCAAGCUCACAUCGAAGCUGCAUUACGAUGAGGACCGCUCAGAGGAACUGCAGCUGAUUGACAAGGUCGAUCUCGAUUUCAACAUCACAAUGGUUGAGCACAAGGCUGGACAGAAACGGCCAGACCUUGAGAUCGACGGUUCGAUGUCGGACAUCAACUUAAUGCUCACACCAGAGCAAAUGAAGUUCGCACUAGAACUGUCUCGCUCCAUACCCGCAGCGUUUGCCACCGAGUCUGACGCUAUAGAUCAGGAUGUGCAAGCCGAACUACCUCGCGAGACGACGGAGCCUGCGCGACGACUCACGGACAAGGACAACACAGAAGAAGAGUCCUCCAAGAACGCUGUGUCGUCGCAAGGACCUGAGCUGCAAUCUGACGGCGACAAGUGGACGAAGCUGGACUUUGUCUUCAAGGUCGGCACUAUCGGAUUGGAGCUUGUCAAAUCUGAGGAUGCCCAGCCUGUAGGCGAUGUUGAGGCCGCUAGUCUCUCGAAGUUCUCCCUCAACGACACGAACGUUAAGGUCCGCAUGAUCAGCGAUGGAGCGAUGGAGGCUGAACUAGUUGUGCAAUCUUUCACGAUCCGAGACAGCCGCACGCAGGGAACGAACAAGUUCCGCAAGAUCAUGUCGCUCAUCAACAACGAUGUCAAGCAGCAAUUCAUGGCCAGUGUUUCCAUUUCGGGCGGGAAAGAGAAGAGCAUGAUUGCGCUUCUUACCAUUGAUAGUCCAAGAAUUAUUCUGGCUCUUGAUUAUCUCUUUGCUCUGCAAGCCUUUGCAAACGCAGGUCUCGCUACCGACGAGCCUUUGGCUAUCGAAGAGGCAGCUGAGCAAGAGGAGACUGAUAGCGAUGACGACAUCAUGUCACCAGACGGCUCUCGAACAUUAGAACUUCCAGAGCCUGCGAAAGAGCCUACCGAUGGUGGUAUGAACAUGUCGUUCCGUGUCAACUUGGUAGAUGCCCAGGUUGUGCUCAUUGCCAACCCAGCCAUGGCCAGCUCAGAGGCCAUCGUCCUUGGUACAAAGCAAGUGCUUAUAUCCAAGCAACAAGCAAUGACGCUGCAGGUCGACAAGGUUGGCAUGUUCCUAUGCCGCAUGGAUCGCUUCGAGACCAACCGAAUGCGCAUCCUUGACGACUUCAGCAUCCAGACAGCGCUCGACAUCAGGAACCAAGGCGCAAAGUCUUCGAUGAUGAGCAUUACCGUCGACAUUGAGCCUCUUGUACUCCGCUUGUCACUCCGUGAUAUCCUGCUAGCUAUGCAGAUUGUCAACAGAGCAUCAGCAAUGGCUGCCCCAGCUGAGAAGAGUAUGCCCUCUGCAGAAGCCAAGCAAAUCAAGACAGGCACACCUUCCAAGAAGGGGACUUCUCAUGCAGGCAAAGCCGUGUCCAACAAGCCUCGUACCAAGUCUCUCGCGACCACCAGACGAUCUAGUCAACAGGUCGGGAAGCAGCAGGCAAUCCCUUCUUCCGCUGUACUCAAGCGGGAAGAACUUCACAUCAGCGUUGAAGGCAUACGCGUUGUCCUUAUCGGUGAUGUACAUGAGAUGCCCAUGCUCGACUGGCGCGUGAAGAAGUUUGGUGUCGACGUGAGAGACUGGUCGGGAGCGAUGGUUGCCGACACCUCGCUUGACACCCUCGUCAAUGUGUACAACUUCUCCAAGUCUGCGUGGGAGCCGCUCAUCGAGCCUUGGGCCGUUGGCUUCCACAUGUCCAAGGAUCAGAAUCCCGACAAGCUAGCCGUCGAUAUCUACUCGCGCAAAGCUAUGGAGCUCACAGUGACAGCCGCGACGAUUGCACUGGGAUCCAAAUCGUUCGACUUCCUCACCAGCGAAGAUGACAUCUUGUCCAAGCCUCGGGGUAGCGACGCUCCGUAUCGUGUACGUAACUACACAGGUUUCAGCCUCGAUGUCUGGGCUGAGGGCAAGGAGCAAGAAGGCUUUGCAGCUAAGCUUGAAGAUGGGGAAGAGCAGCCUUGGCGAUUCGAAGACCCCAUGUCGACAAGAGAGUCGCUCUCCACGGAUGGCGCAACCGGCAUGCUUGGUAUCAAGCUUCAGGGCAGUGGUUUCGAUACUCUUACACGGGUACCUGUUCACCGAGAGGGCGAGUUCCUGUACAACCUCAAACCGAAGCAAGACCGCAUCCAGCAUCGUCUAUUGAUCGAGGUGAAGCUCGGCGCCGACAACAUCAAGAACAUCACCAUUCGUUCCCCAAUGUUGGUAGAGAACAACACUCAGAUUCCGAUCGAGCUUGGUAUGUACAGCCCAGAAGAUGGCCAUCUCCUCAAGAUCGAUAAAAUCGCUCCUGGAGAUGCCAGACCAGCACCAGUCGGCGCCUGCUUCAUGCACUCUAUCGUCAUCCGUCCCGAUCAAGGCUUCGGCUAUGCUUGGUCUAACGAGCGCUUGUUCUGGAAGGACUUGCUCAAGCGACCCACGAGGACAAUCACUUGCCGUGGCGAGCAAGACGACCAAUCGCCGCCGUUCUACUUCCAACUCCAUGCGGCCUACGACAAGAAGGACCCUCUCACGGGCGUCUACCCGUACAUGCGACUACGCCUCCAGGCACCCGUCGAGGUGCACAACCUUCUUCCAUACGACUUCAAGUAUAGGAUCUACGACAGCAACACGAAGAAGGACUGGACGAACUUCCUUAGAAAGGGUGGUAUCAGCCCGGUUCAUGUAGUGGAACUGUCGCAUCUUCUCCUCAUCAGUGUUGAGAUGCAGGAUGGACCUUUCAAGCCCAGCAAAUUUGGCAUCAUCAACUCGACCGAUCGCGAGAGUUUUAGGAGAGAGAAGGUGUUGGAGGUCAAGGAUAACAACGAUACUACUCUACACCUCAACAUGCAUUUCUUCAACUUCCCCGACGGUGGCGGUGCUUUCAAGGUUGCGAUUUACAGCCCUUACAUCGUCCUCAACCGUACCGGUCUUCAGCUUGAUGUUCGAGCUCAGCAGCUCAUGGGCCAAGCCAGAGCUGCUGCUGGACAGGGUGUCGUAACAGACAACCAGAACGAUGCUGGCAAGGCCUUGCCCUUCAUGUUCUCUUACCCGACAGAGAACAAAAAGAACCGUGCCCUCAUCAGGGUUGGCGAGUCAAACUGGAGCAAGCCUCAGAGUUUCGAUGCGAUCGGUAGCACAUACACGGUAGCCUUGCCAUCAAAAGCGGCACGCUCUGACAUGCACUUGGGUGUCUCUGUCUCAGAGGGCGAAGGCAAGUACAACUUGACCAAGACCGUUUCCAUCGCACCGCGCUUCAUCGUCAACAACAAGAUGAAGGAGGAACUACUCAUCCGAGAGCCUGGUCAGUCUGAUUGGAUGACGGUGAAGGACGGCGAGCUGUUCCCUCUCCGCUGGCUGCGACAAGGUGGAGCACCACAAUUGUCCCUUUGCUACCCCGGUGUUAACAACCAGUGGUCUUCUCCCUUCAACAUCUCCAACGUCGGCAACGUCCACGUCAAGCUUUCAAAGGCUGGACAGCGCCAGAAGCUUGUUCGUGUCGAUAUUUUGAUGGAGGCAGCGACGAUCUUCUGCCAUGUCAGCGUUGAGAACAAGCAUUGGCCGUUCUCAUUCAAGAAUAUGAGUGACCAAGAGUUCCUGUACUGGCAAGCUAAUCCCAACCUGGAUGAGGACGAGGACGACCGCGGUUCUGGUUUCCGACCGAUCAGGUACCGCCUGCCUCCUAGGAGCAUCAUGCCAUAUGCGUGGGAUUUCCCGGCUGCGAAAAACAAGGAGAUUGUCAUCAGCGCAAAUGGCCGCGAGCGACAUGUCAAGCUUGCCGAGAUUGGGCCGCUCAUUCCAUUCAAGAUACCGCCUGGCCAAGAACGUGGCGGCAUGAAGGUCAUCGAUCUGAACGUCGUUGCAAAGGGUCCCACGCAGACUCUCGAAGUGUCGAACUACAAGCCAUCUAAGAGUAUGUACAAGCAGAAGUCUGCUGGCUCAUCCUCGACGGCGACCGGCUUCGAGGUGAAGGAUAUGGACACAGACGUCACUUUCAAGGCGCAGAUACGCCUUGCUGGUAUCGGCAUAUCGCUCGUCAACCGCCACCUGAAGGAGCUGGUGUAUGUUACACUACGCGACAUCGAGAUGAAAUACUCCGACUCGCCCCUCUACCAGAUGGUCAACAUGCAAGUCAAGUGGAUUCAGGUCGACAAUCAACUCUACGGUGGCAUCUUCCCCAUCAUAUUCUACCCCAGUGUUGUUCCGAAGACGGGCAAGGAGAUGGAGGCGCAUCCCAUCUUCCAAACGACCAUCACCAAGGUCAAGGACGAUUCGUACGGUGUGCUCUACAUUAAAUACUUCACAUUCCUGCUCCAGCAGAUGACGAUCGAAAUCGACGAGGACUUCAUCUUCGCCAUGAUCGACUUCGCGAAUAUCCCUGGUGCUUCUUGGUCCGAAGAGAAGCAGGGCAAGCUAUGGGAUGACAAUCUCAGCAUACCCGAGCCAAAGCAGGAACAAUCUGGCCAGGACGUCUACUUUGAGCUUCUCCAUCUGCAGCCUAUGCAGAUCGAUUUGUCGUUCGUCCGAACAGAGCGCAUCAACGCUGAGGAUACCAUGAGCACUUCCAACCCAUUCAUGUUCGCCGUCAAUGUUCUCACCAUGUCAAUUGGCAACGUCAACGAUGCACCAGUACGAUACAACUCGUUGAUGCUGGAGAACGCUCGCAUUUCGACAACUGCGUUGAUCAACAACAUCAAGAACCAUUACGUACAGGAGUCGCUGCGACAAGUGCACGUCAUCAUCGGGUCCGCCGACUUCCUCGGUAACCCAGUUGGUCUGUUCAACAACAUCAGCUCUGGUGUUGCAGACAUCUUCUACGAGCCAUACCAGGGUCUCGUCAAAUCGGAUCGACCCGAAGAUCUUGGAAUCGGUAUCGCCAAGGGUGCAUCAAGUUUCGUCAAGAAGUCCGUGUUCGGAUUCUCGGACAGUAUGGCCAAGUUCACUGGCAGUAUGUCAAAGGGUCUCUCUGCGGCCACCUUGGACAAAGAGUUCCAGGACCAGCGUCGCAUGUCGCGGUCCCGCAACAGGCCCAAGCACGCGCUCUACGGUAUCACAUCUGGUGGCAAUGCCUUCGCCAGCAGUCUCGCCAGUGGUCUUGGUGGCCUCGCCCGUCAUCCCAUCCAAGGAGCUGAGAAGGAAGGUGCUCUUGGUUUCGUAAAGGGAGUCGGCAAAGGACUGUUGGGUGUACCUACCAAGGCCGCCAUCGGAGCCUUUGAUCUUGCCUCCAACAUGGCAGAAGGUGUGCGCAACACAACCACCGUCUUCGACCAGGAAGGUCUCGACCGCGUGCGCCUCACGCGAUUCAUCGGCACAGACGGCAUCGUGCGCCCCUACUCUCAACGCGAAGCGCUCGGUCAGUUCUGGCUGAAGACACUUGAUAAUGGCAAGUACUUCAACGAAGACUACAUUGCGCAUCUUGAGUUGCAGAACAAGGAGAUGCUCGUUAUGCUCACGUACAACGGCCUCAUGAUGGUGCGCACAAAGAAGCUGCAGACUGAAUGGGAUGUACCGCUCAAGGACGUUCAGACCAUCAGCAAGGAGAGGACGGGACUGGGUAUCACGCUCAAGGGAGGCACGAAUGGGCCUUUCAUCCCGGUUAGUGAUGAGGAGAGUAGGAAUUGGUUCUACCGACAGGUUGCUGUGGGUGUUAAUGCUUAUAAUGACCGGUGGAACGCGAAGGGUUGA